AUGCUCUUAAUACAUAUAUUUUUUAUACAAGAAAUCCGUUUAAGGGCUGGUCCUUGUCCGUGGUCGUUCCACGCCGUCAUUUUGACGACGCUGCUGCUGAGGAGCCUGACCGACUCGGCUUGGCUCAUGGUGCCGCGGGCUCAGGUUCACUCGAAGCCGGCGCGGGAGCAGCUCGGGGUCCUGGAUAUCACCAUUGGGCUCACUUCCUGUUUUGUGUGUUGUCUUCUGCCUGCGCGCUGGGUCCUGUCACACCUGGAGAGCUACAAGAAGCGGGAGUGAAGGGAGCUGUCUUCCCCUCAUCCUUUGACUAGACCACUCUUGCCAGCCCACCUUGAUCAUGUCUCC
Messenger RNA from Mus musculus (house mouse), 345 nucleotides. Its product is annotated as predicted gene, 50602. Bases 1 to 279 code for a protein of 92 amino acids. The transcript has 2 exons. Lineage: Eukaryota; Metazoa; Chordata; Mammalia; Rodentia; Muridae. The record is from RefSeq and is a predicted model, not a curated record.